Molecule: messenger RNA, 1287 nt
Organism: Temnothorax curvispinosus
Lineage: Eukaryota; Metazoa; Arthropoda; Insecta; Hymenoptera; Formicidae
Product: kelch-like protein 5
Exons: 7
Molecular function (GO): protein binding
Source: RefSeq, a predicted model, not a curated record
GAUCCAGAAAACAGGAGCAAAGAUGCCAGUAAAUUAUUAGGUUUAGUCAAAUUACCAUUGCUAUCACCCGCGUUUAUAGCUGACAAUAUUGAGAGUAACGAAAUGUUCAAAGACCAAAGAAUGGUGCAGGAAUUUGUAAUGGAAGCAUUUAAGUAUCAUUUGCUGCCUGAGCGAAAAUCUUUGCUUCAAACAGGCAGAACGAAACCCAGAAAAGCCACUGUGGGUACGUUGUUAGCUGUCGGAGGGAUGGGCACCAAUAAAGGUGCACAAUUUGUAGAGGCAUUUUCAUUACGCGAUAAUGCCUGGAGAUCUCUAGAUAAACCCUGGUCACUCAUAACCUGUAGACUAUACUGUGGCGUAGUAGUAGUCGAUAAAAAAUUGAUUGUCGCGGGCGGUAUAGACGUCAAAGGCCUCCACGGGACGAUUAGUAUGGACGAUUUGAAAGCAUCGAACACAGUAGAAUGCCUCGAUUUCUCCACUCUUACGUGGAGCACUCUACCCUCUAUGAAUGUUCGUCGAUGCGGAUUAGGAGUGGCAGUCUUAGGUGGACUUUUAUAUGCUGUUGGUGGUUUUGACGUCGACAGUCGUUGUUUUUUUAAUGCGGUAGAGAGAUGGGAUCCGGGAACAGGUCAUUGGAGUUCAAUAUGUCCUAUGUCCAUACAAAGAACUGAAGUCGGUGUAGCUGUGUUAAAUGAUAAAUUGUAUGCCGUAGGAGGAAGAGAUAUCAGUUCCUGCUUAAAUACAGUAGAAUGUUACGAUCCGCACACGAACAAAUGGACACCGUGCGCACCUAUGUCGAAGAGACGAGGCGACGUAGGCGUAGGAGUAGUGAAUGGUUGUCUUUAUGCACUCGGUGGUUACGACGCUCCAGCUAACAAUGCUAGCAUAUGUGUAGAAAGAUAUGAUCCUAAAACCGAUACGUGGACUGUGGUUGCGCCAAUGAGUGUGCCCCGGAGUAAAGUUGGUGUGUGCGUAUUAGGUGACCGACUUAUGGCCGUGGGAGGAUUCGACGGCCGACAAUAUCUCACACUAGUGGAAGCCUACGAUCCACAUCUCAACGAAUGGGAACCUGUUGCUCCUCUUAAGGCUGGCCGUGCGGGACCUUGUGUUGUUGUAAAAAGUUUAACCAAUAACAUGUAGGUUAUUUUCACUAAACGAUCAGUAAUUGGAUUUGCUAAUUAUGCAAAUUUAUCAUUAAGAUUAAUCCUUAAAUACAUAAUUUUUUGUAGAACUCUAUUUUUUUAGUAAAUAAUUGUUGAUUAAAGCAUUAAAGAAUUCUAAAAGAGA